UGUCACCCACAACUAGUAAUCACACAUUUUUUCACUUUGAGAAUUUUGUCUUUUCAGCUUGUGGGUGCGAAUGGAGUUCUGAAUGUUGGUGGAAAACUACGUCUCCAACUAUAUUGCCCUCCUCCAAGGUCCAGAUCGCAACUAAAUAUUGUGGAAGUUUAUGAUUGGUGGGCAAAAUGUCCCAGAAACCAUUACCCCUCAACACUGUAUGUAACUAUAAAGGGCAUUAAACUUCCAGAACAUGUAGAUCCUUCUUUACGGUCUAUGAUGGCUGUUCAGCAGGAAUAUCAUUCUCCAUCAUUCUUGGACCUGCAAAGUGAAGUAUCUAAAAAAGCAAAUAGUUCUGGACCACAUGUGAAAAAAGAAGAACUACAUAAGUGGUCACGUUUGGAAAUGCAGGUUUGCCGUAUACCAAAUAAGCAUCUGUUUUCCCUACGAGCGGGAGAUAUGGGAUGUUUCUGUAUUCGCUUUUCCGAAGACGGACGAACCUUAGCAGCAGGUUGUGCAGGAAGAGAUGCUUAUCCUAUUAUUUUAUAUGAGAUUCCUUCUGGGCAAAACCUGGUGGAAUUUUAUGGACACCUGAACAUUGUAUAUGAUCUUUGCUGGUCAAAAGAUAACCAGCAUCUCCUUACCGCAUCCUCAGAUGGUACGGCAAGAAUGUGGAAAAUUGAAGCCCAGGCUACAUCAGCCGUGAGAGUUUUCCCUCAUCCUUCCUUUGUCUACACUGCUAAAUACCAUCCAGUAGCUGAAUAUAUUGUAGUGACAGGAUGUUACGACUCUGUGAUUAGAGUAUGGAAUGCAAAAGUGAAGGACAUUUAUGGGCAGCUUCUACAAGAGUUUGAUGGUCACAAAAGUUUUAUCAAUACAUUGUGCUUUGAUGCAGAAGGAUUUCAUAUGUUUUCUGGAGACAGCACAGGGCUGAUCAUCAUCUGGAAUACUUUGGUAAAAGGCAAUUCUCAAUCGCCAAUCCAAAACUGGGGAAUUGAUAAGGAGAUAAAUGAUGAUGAUUUUAAAGGGACCGCGAUCAAUCAUUUAGAGGUACAUCCAAAUGGAAGGCGUUUAUUGAUCCAUACUAAAGACAGUACUGUGAGAAUUAUGGAUCUCCGAAUCCUUGCCACAAAGAAAUAUAUUGGUGCAACAAACUAUCGAGAAAAAAUUCGCAGUACUUUAACACCAUGUGGAACAUUCCUUUUUUCUGGAAGUGAAGAUGGUAUAGCCUAUGUCUGGAAUCCAGAAACAGGUGAUCAGGUAGCCAUGUACUCUGAUCUUUCCUUCACAUCUCCAGUUCGUGAUGUUGCCUUCCAUCCACAUGAGCAUAUGGUGUCAUUUUGUGCCUUUGGUCAAAACCAGCCUAUCCUCGUGUACAUUUAUGAUUACAAG
Podarcis muralis (Common wall lizard) is the source of this 1380-nucleotide messenger RNA. NCBI's taxonomy places the organism in Eukaryota, Metazoa, Chordata, Lepidosauria, Squamata, Lacertidae. The record is from RefSeq and is a predicted model, not a curated record.